AUGUCUUUUAUAAUAUACUUAAUUCACGUCCGACCUGAAAGGGUGUGUAUCAAGUACGUCGGUGUGGCCUUCCGUUUCGACUAUCAUGGUGAGGGUGGUAUAUUCUCUUUGCUGUUGAAGAUAGUACACGAGAGCAUUCACAAGGUUGGUACUAAAACACUGAUCCUUUGCACUGUAUUGGCUACUACUGGUGCUGCGAUGAUGUGUGGUGAUGGUCUUAUUACCCCAGCAUUAAGUGUGCUAAGUGCAGUAGAAGGUCUAGCUACUGAUAAGCUGUUCUCGCCCAGUGGGGUACAGAUAGUUAAGGAUUUGGUUGUCCCUGUGACCCUAAUCCUACUACUACUGUUAUAUUCACUACAGUUUUUGGGACCCUCCAAAGUUGGUAUCGCGAACGGGCCUAUUACAAUGUGUUGGUUUAUACUCAUUGGCGGUGUUGGAAUAUAUAACCUCACCAUCUACAAUCAAUGGAUGGUUUUGGUCGAUGCUAUCAACCCGUACUAUGUGUAUUAUUUCUGGGUUAAAUCGAGCUUCGCGGGCUAUGGUGCAUUCCAACGCUUUGGUGAUGUGGUGCUGGCAGUAACUGGUGCGGAGGCGCUGUUUGCUGAUAUGGGCCAUUUUGGAAGAGGACCUAUUAUGCUCUCCUGGUUCGGACUGGUACUCCCUGCACUUAUAUUCUGCUACACUGGACAGGCAGCAUACGUUCUGUCCAUCGGAACCCAGGCUGCUGCUAGUAACCCAUUCUGGGCUGCCACGCCUAAUGCCUUAUAUAUUGUUAUGUUGAUCUUUGCAACUAUUACGACCAUUAUCGCUUCUCAAGCUAUGAUCACUGGUUGCUUUGGCCUUAUCAAUAUGGCUGUCUCUCUGGACCUGUUUCCUCGUGUGAAGGUUGUAAAUACUAACCCCAAGGAGAAAGCCCAUAUUUACAUCCCUGAAGUCAACUUCCUGCUUGGCCUCGGUACCAUUAUAUUGGUGUUGGCCUUCCGGUCAAGUGGAGCCCUUACUGGUGCUUAUGGUGUUGCAGUACUAUUCACAUUCAAUAUGAGCACUCAACUGUAUGUGCAAGUGCUGCAUCGUGUGUAUGGAUGGAACUUCAUCUUGGCAUUCAGUUGCCUAAUACCGUUUAUGGUGGUCGAUGGAACUCUGCUUGUUUCAAACCUGUAUAUGAAAAUGGAUGAGAACGGUUGGGUGACGAUACUAAUAGCUGUAGUAUUGCUCGUAUUCAUGUUAACUUGGCGUUACGGGAGGUAUGCUACUGGUAAGGCAUAUAACGAGUUGGCCGCCCAAGAGGGAGCCUUGUCGAGUUUGUCGGGUCUAGUACUGCAACAGCAAGCAGGAACGUUGAGGUUAAGUCCGGGCACUGGUGUAUUUAUGAGCCCUACUGAGGAGAAAUUGAAGGGGGAGUCUUUGCCAGCUGCACUCUCGUUGUACAAUAGGAUUACUAAUGGAGUUCAUCAAAGAACGGUUUUACUAAGCGUAUCGUUUAACACACUGACCCCAUUCGUGGAUCAAAGCCAACGCGUGGAGGUUGAAAGACUGUCGGAACAUAUUUGGGCGGCUCGUGUUACCUUUGGCUAUGCAGAGCCGCUGUCAGAGCUCAACAUGGGCGAAGUGGUUCGUGAUACUAUUCUGCCUAUUAUAAAGCAGAACGUGGCUAAUGAUGAAACCGUUCAUCGUCGUAGACCACAGGCAGCAUCUCAGCAAUUGGAUAUGUUAUUCUCGGAGGAAAGGAAUGAAGAGGCGGAGCAGAUGUUGGCUAAGGAAGCUAUCGAUGGAGAGCAGGGUUAUGAUGAAGCUGAUAAUCUCUGGUUUUACAUUCACAGAGAAAAAACCAUGUCAAAGCCAGGGUCGAAUAUUCUACGUAGGAUAGUGAUAUCUAUGUACGCGGGUAUAAUCGGCAUCACUCGAGACCCGGCUCAGUUUUUCGGCCUGCCUAUGGACCUUGUGAUUCAGCUCGGUGAGGUAUUGAAGAUGUAG
Messenger RNA from Perkinsus marinus ATCC 50983, 1974 nucleotides. Its product is annotated as Low affinity potassium transport system protein kup, putative. The record is from RefSeq and is a predicted model, not a curated record. NCBI's taxonomy places the organism in Eukaryota, Perkinsozoa, Perkinsida, Perkinsidae. The transcript is spliced from 14 exons. Gene Ontology annotation, biological process: potassium ion transmembrane transport. The coding region runs from base 1 to 1974 and encodes 657 amino acids. Gene Ontology annotation, cellular component: membrane. Gene Ontology annotation, molecular function: potassium ion transmembrane transporter activity.